AUGAACAGAAGCUGCGUCAGUUGCGCCACGUCCAAGGUCCGAUGCGACCUCGACAAGAAGGGCUUUCCUUGCUCGCGAUGCCAGCAGAAGAACUCACCUUGCGUGAAAGCUGGACGGAAGAAGCGAACAAGGAAAACGACGCCUAGCAUCGUCAGUUCAAACCUGUCACCCCAAGAGAGAGCACAGCAGAAUGAACCGCUGCCACCGCUCGAGGAGAAUGUCGACUUCUCAUUCUUUGACACAUCAUCCUUUGGCGAAAUUGACUUUCUAUCACAACUUGUUGAUAUCGAGAGCAUGAUUGACACGAGCAGUUGGACGUGGAGUCCUAGCGAUAUAGCAUCGCCCAUUGGCGAGAACACCGUGACUGACAGCCAUGCUUUUUGGGCCGGUACGAGAGUAAAUGACGGGUUCAUCUGCCCAGAUAAUUUUCGACUCCCAGCCGACUUCCGUCUUGAGAUUGACAGCCCAGAGACCAUCCCUGUACAUCGCCUAGAGACGCUAGCGAGGCUCUUCUUCUCGCACUUUCAUCCUUCGCUUCCUCUACUACAUAUUCCAACAUUCUGCCUAGCUUCAUCACCUUCUGUUCUGAUUCGGGCGAUUUGCUUCAUUGGCGCCGGUUUAGACAAAUCUCCUACAUCUACAGCUGAAGCAAAGCUCCUCUAUGGCUCUCUUCCAUCACAGCUGGCCAAGUUAUGUCUUCGUUCGAACGGAAGCUCGCCAAGCUUUCAGGAUCUACAAGCUUUAGUACUGCUGCAGUUCACCGCCAUGGCGAGCGGAGGAAGUGCCGAAAGAGCUGCGUCACGACUCAUACAUCCGCUCCUCGUCGCAGCAAUACGACAUGAAGGUCUUCUCAAGGUUCACGGAGAAUGUACCAAGGCUACACGCAAUGCACACUUUUGGACAUCGUGGAUACAGAAAGAGUCAAACAAACGAGUGCUUUGGGGUGUUUAUGCUGUCGACUGCUACCAAUCAAUACUUUAUGGCAGUAAACCCAUUCUAUCACCGACAGAUACGAGGGCAUCCUUUCCAUGCGAUGAUGCUAGUUGGACAGCUUGCUCUGCUUCCCUAUGGGCUGCACUACCAGCUCAAGACCCUUCUAGCUGUUUCUUGUCCUCCGUUAAGGGCCUCAUGGUAGGCCAUGCUCCAGCUGAGACGAAUCUGACAGCUUUUGGGAUGAACCUCUUGAUCCUCGCAGUUAACUCACUUUUGCUCGAAGCCCAAACGUCAAUACUACACGUCGAUACUUCGGCUCUGGACUUGGCACUGCAGACUUGGUAUGCAUCUUGGCAGCAAUUCCAAACGCAGUCCCAAGACGCCAGCGAUACAAGGGCGAACUCUGUCCUCAUCACAAACAGUCUGUCCUUACACCGCCUGGGAGUCCACUUUAUUAGAAAUGGGCGGCCUGUUUUGGAUGAAAAGGCUUAUCUGGAAAGGUCUGCUGACACUAGGAACCCUCUCAUCAUCAAAGAGCAGGUUUAUCAGGAUGAGAUGAUGAAGUACGUGAGGGGAGUCCUUGAUGCGUUCGAAGAAUCAUGA
Molecule: messenger RNA, 1536 nt
Organism: Fusarium tjaetaba
Lineage: Eukaryota; Fungi; Ascomycota; Sordariomycetes; Hypocreales; Nectriaceae
Exons: 1
Coding region: 1-1536 (511 amino acids)
Biological process (GO): DNA-templated transcription; regulation of transcription by RNA polymerase II
Cellular component (GO): chromatin
Molecular function (GO): zinc ion binding; RNA polymerase II cis-regulatory region sequence-specific DNA binding; DNA-binding transcription factor activity, RNA polymerase II-specific
Source: RefSeq, a predicted model, not a curated record